Molecule: messenger RNA, 430 nt
Organism: Durusdinium trenchii
Lineage: Eukaryota; Dinophyceae; Suessiales; Symbiodiniaceae
Source: the annotation of a GenBank genome assembly
CAAAAAGCGCCGACGCGUGUGGACCAACCGUAGCAAGCCAUGGCGGCGGUGGAUAUUUUGUCGGAUGAGGAGGAUGAGUUGCUUUGCCCUGCACCAUGCCAGGAAGCGGCGGAAGCAGCUGAGGCUGCUCCUGCUCCGGCGCCUGCGCCUGCUGAGCCCCCAGCAUUGCGCAGCGUUGUAGUGGCCAAUGUGGACCUGGACUCGGAUGAUGAGGAAGAGAUGCUUUGUGCAAAGGCGCCAGCGGCACCAACACCCGCCGCACCAGCGUCAGCAAUUGCAGCACCAACAUCCACUCUGCCAGCAUCGGUUGGAGGAGAUGAUGACGAUGAGGCGGGGAGAUGAGACGUAUCAGGCAAUGGGAGAAUCCACCAGGAAGAGAUCGCCAGGGCGAGCCCCAGGUUGAGAGAUUCACACAGGGAAGUGGAAUGGG